AUGUUCACAGACUCCAGUAGGGUUCUCCGAUCGCCGCACAACCUACAGGUCGACAAGCUUUGCCCAAAUUGGAAGGUCAUGUCGUGGGUCAGUGGAGCGGUUGGCCAAUGGGAGAGACCCAGUUGGGUGUCGCUAUUGGCUCAGUACGCUCCCCAGCAGCCUCAACAGGCCUAUGGCCAGGGCGGAUACCAGCAGGGCUACCAACAGGGAGGAUACCAGCAGCCACAGUACUACCAGCAGGGUCCUCCCCAGCCCGUCUACGUGCAGCAGCAGCAGCCCCAGGGCGGCAACAACGACUGCUGCUGCGGACUGUGCGCUGGUCUGGCCUGCUGUCUGUGUCUCGACUGUCUCUUCUAA
Yarrowia lipolytica CLIB122 is the source of this 357-nucleotide messenger RNA. The record is from RefSeq and is a predicted model, not a curated record. Lineage: Eukaryota; Fungi; Ascomycota; Dipodascomycetes; Dipodascales.